CUGCCUCUUCACUCAUUCCUCCGAACCCUAGUUGUUGUAUUGUCUCGUUCUCUCUCCGCCUCUUUUUUUUUUUCCUUAGUUAUUCUCGCCCUAAAUUAGAAGCAGCAUUAAGAAUACAAUGGCCGGAAAAGGUGAAGGCCCUGCGAUCGGAAUAGAUCUAGGAACCACGUACUCGUGCGUCGGCGUUUGGCAACAUGACAGAGUCGAAAUUAUUGCCAACGAUCAAGGCAACCGAACGACGCCGUCCUACGUUGGAUUCACCGACACUGAGCGUCUCAUCGGCGACGCGGCUAAGAAUCAAGUCGCCAUGAACCCUACUAACACUGUUUUCGAUGCUAAGCGACUUAUUGGUAGGAGAUUCAGUGAUGCCUCUGUACAGAGUGACAUCAAGUUGUGGCCUUUCAAGGUCAUUCCUGGUCCAGGCGAUAAGCCAAUGAUUGUUGUGAAUUACAAGGGUGAGGAGAAACAGUUUGCUGCAGAGGAGAUCUCUUCUAUGGUGCUCACCAAAAUGAAGGAGAUUGCCGAGGCUUACCUUGGUUUAACAAUCAAGAAUGCAGUUGUCACCGUCCCAGCCUACUUUAAUGACUCACAGCGUCAGGCAACUAAAGAUGCUGGUGUCAUUUCUGGCCUGAAUGUUAUGCGCAUUAUAAAUGAACCCACAGCUGCUGCAAUUGCUUACGGGCUAGAUAAGAAGGCUACUAGUGCAGGUGAAAAGAAUGUGCUGAUAUUUGAUUUGGGGGGUGGUACAUUUGAUGUUUCCCUGCUCACAAUUGAGGAGGGAAUUUUUGAGGUCAAGGCCACAGCUGGUGAUACCCAUUUGGGAGGUGAGGAUUUUGAUAACAGAAUGGUGAACCACUUUGUCCAGGAGUUUAAGAGGAAGAACAAGAAGGACAUUAGUGGGAACCCAAGAGCAUUGAGGAGGUUGAGAACUGCUUGUGAGAGAGCAAAGAGGACUCUCUCAUCAACUGCUCAAACUACAAUUGAGAUUGACUCUCUCUUUGAGGGUAUUGACUUCUACUCCACCAUUACUCGUGCCAGAUUUGAGGAGUUGAACAUGGAUCUCUUCAGGAAGUGUAUGGAGCCUGUUGAGAAGUGUUUGAGGGAUGCUAAGAUGGACAAGAGCACUGUACAUGAUGUUGUGCUUGUUGGUGGAUCUACUCGAAUUCCCAAGGUGCAGCAACUGUUGCAGGACUUCUUUAAUGGAAAGGAGCUUUGCAAGAGUAUCAACCCAGAUGAGGCUGUUGCUUACGGUGCUGCCGUUCAAGCUGCUAUCCUUAGUGGUGAGGGUAAUGAGAAGGUUCAGGACCUCUUGCUGUUGGAUGUUACACCGCUGUCUCUUGGUUUGGAGACUGCUGGAGGGGUUAUGACUGUUCUGAUUCCUAGGAACACAACUAUUCCAACAAAGAAGGAACAAGUGUUCUCAACUUACUCAGAUAAUCAACCUGGUGUGCUGAUUCAGGUCUACGAGGGAGAGAGAACAAGAACCAGAGACAACAACCUGCUGGGUAAAUUUGAGCUGUCUGGUAUUCCCCCAGCUCCUAGGGGAGUGCCUCAGAUCACCGUUUGCUUUGAUAUUGAUGCCAAUGGUAUCUUAAAUGUGUCUGCUGAGGACAAGACCACCGGACAAAAGAGUAAGAUUACAAUUACCAAUGACAAGGGUAGACUUUCAAAAGAUGAGAUUGAGAAGAUGGUCCAGGAAGCCGAGAAAUACAAGGCGGAGGAUGAGGAACACAAAAAGAAGGUGGAGGCCAAGAAUGCACUGGAGAAUUAUGCCUAUAACAUGAGGAACACAGUGAAGGAUGAAAAGAUUGGAUCAAAGCUCAGUCCAGCUGAUAAGAAAAAGAUUGAGGAUGCUAUUGAUCAGGCAAUUUCAUGGCUUGACAGCAACCAGCUUGCUGAGGCUGAUGAGUUCGAAGAUAAGAUGAAGGAGCUUGAGAGCAUUUGCAAUCCCAUUAUUGCCAAGAUGUACCAAGGUGCAGGUGGUGACAUGGGUGGUGGUGCCAUGGAUGAUGAUGCUCCCUCAGGCGGUUCAAGCGGUGCAGGCCCCAAGAUUGAAGAGGUUGACUAAGAGAGUGGAUUCUUUUGAUUAUUGGCAUUUCGUAUGUUGCUUUUAGUUUCGAUAUAUGAUGGCCUUCAGGAUUAUUUGCUGCCAUCAGUCUUUUUUAUUUUUAAAACAUCAUUUUGUCGUGCAAUGUUGUCGGCUGCUCUGAGCCUAUCAUUUUUUUCUGUCGUGCCAUCAGUUUUUGUUUUUGAAUCCUAAUUUUGUCGCGCCAUAUUGGCUGCUUGAACCUUAUUAUUAACGUCAUAUUCUAGUUUCUGUUAUCCUAUGGAGCUUUGUCUGUUC
This is a messenger RNA of Coffea eugenioides, 2344 nucleotides long. Its product is annotated as heat shock cognate 70 kDa protein 2. The record is from RefSeq and is a predicted model, not a curated record. The transcript has 2 exons. NCBI's taxonomy places the organism in Eukaryota, Viridiplantae, Streptophyta, Magnoliopsida, Gentianales, Rubiaceae. Gene Ontology annotation, biological process: cellular response to unfolded protein; protein refolding. Gene Ontology annotation, molecular function: ATP hydrolysis activity; heat shock protein binding; ATP binding. Bases 119 to 2068 code for a protein of 649 amino acids. Gene Ontology annotation, cellular component: cytoplasm.